Molecule: messenger RNA, 6971 nt
Organism: Gymnogyps californianus (California condor)
Lineage: Eukaryota; Metazoa; Chordata; Aves; Accipitriformes; Cathartidae
Gene: MINDY2
Product: MINDY lysine 48 deubiquitinase 2
Exons: 9
Coding region: 109-1779 (556 amino acids)
Biological process (GO): protein K48-linked deubiquitination
Cellular component (GO): cytosol; cell periphery
Molecular function (GO): cysteine-type carboxypeptidase activity; cysteine-type deubiquitinase activity; K48-linked deubiquitinase activity
Source: RefSeq, a predicted model, not a curated record
GGGGCGGAGCCGUCGCUGCUGUUAUGGCGUCUUGGGCGCUGUUGGCGAAGGAUCAGGCGCUGCAGUGCCAAUAGAGAGCGAAGGAGCCGGGCGGCCGGCGGGCCGGGCAUGGAGAGCCUGGCGCAGCCCCCGCCGCCUCCGGGCUCGCUGAAGAGGGGCGGCGGGGGCGCUGCCAGCCAGCUCCUCCUAGAAGAGGCGGCGGCAGGCGAGGGCGGCUGCAGGGACGGGCCCGUGGCGGCUGAGGAGGGCGGCGGGCGGCGCAGCCCUUCCCCUCAGCCGGCCCCCGCUCCCGCCACGGCCCCUCGGACGGCGUCUCCCUCAUGGGCCGCGGAGGGCAGUCCGCCGGCGGCGGACGGUGCGGGGCUGGCGGUGCCGGAGAGCCCCGGAGCGGCGCCUACCUCGGAGAGCGGUCCCGCGGGGGCCGGCUCCGGGAGCAGCGGGGCUCCCAGCCCCCCGGGGGAGGAGUCCCAGAGCCUGGACUCGCUGGAGUCCUUCUCCAACCUGCACUCCUGCUGCCCGAGCAGCUCCGAGCUCAACAGCGACGCCGAGGAGACGGUGGUGGCGGGGGCCUCCUCGGGGGGCCCGGCCCCGGAGCCUGAAGGGGAUAGGCCCGCGGCGGGCUCCCAGCUUCUCUCCGCCUCCAAGGAGCGCUUCCCGGGCCAGUCGGUCUAUCACAUCAAGUGGGUCCGCUGGAAGGAGGAGAACACGCCCGUCAUCACCCAGAACGAGAACGGACCCUGCCCGUUGCUGGCCAUCAUGAACGUGCUGCUCCUGGCUUGGAAGAUUAAGCUGCCACCAAUGAUGGAAAUCAUAACGGCUGAACAGCUGAUGGAAUACUUAGGAGACUAUAUUCUUGAUGCAAAACCUAAAGAGAUAUCUGAAAUUCAGCGUCUAAAUUAUGAGCAGAAUAUGAGUGAUGCAAUGGCGAUUCUACAUAAGUUACAGACGGGUCUGGAUGUCAAUGUGAAGUUUACAGGUGUACGAGUAUUUGAAUACACACCUGAAUGCAUAGUGUUUGAUCUUCUUGAUAUCCCCUUGUACCAUGGAUGGUUAGUGGACCCUCAGGUUGCUGACAUAGUAAAAGCAGUUGGUAACUGCAGUUACAAUCAGCUAGUGGAGAAGAUAAUUUCUUGUAAACAGUCAGACAACAGUGAACUGGUUAGUGAAGGAUUUGUAGCUGAGCAAUUUCUAAAUAACACAGCUACACAGUUGACAUACCAUGGACUGUGUGAGUUGACUUCAGCUGUCCAGGAGGGAGAGCUUUGUGUGUUCUUCAGGAACAACCAUUUUAGCACCAUGACCAAAUACAAGGGUCAGCUUUACCUGCUGGUGACAGACCAGGGCUUUCUUACAGAAGAGAAAGUUGUCUGGGAAAGCUUACACAAUGUGGAUGGUGAUGGAAAUUUCUGUGAUUCUGAAUUCCACCUACGGCCUCCAUCAGACCCUGAAACUGUCUACAGAGGGCAGCAGGAUCAAAUAGAUCAAGAUUAUCUGAUGGCAUUGUCUCUACAACAAGAGCAGCAAAAUCAAGAGAUUAACUGGGAACAGAUCCCAGAAGGAAUCAGUGAUCUAGAGCUAGCAAAGAAGCUCCAGGAAGAGGAGGACAGGAGAGCUUCUCAGUACUAUCAGGAACAAGAACAAGCAGCUGCUCAGGUCCAGCAGGUGCAAGGUGCUGCCUCUCCAGCAAGCGGAAGACAAUCUGGGAGUAAUGAACGCAAACGUAAAGAGCCUCGAGAGAAAGAGAGAGAAAAAGAGAAGAAUAGCUGUGUUCUCUUGUAAUAGAAAAUGGAUUUAGUCUAGAGCCAAGUGCAUGUCCUCAGAAGCAAAAACAAGGAGUAAAAAGGAAGACAAACCCGUUACAUGCCGCCUGUGCCUGAUUACCCCAUGGAUUUUGUUCAUGUUUCAAGAGAGGAUGGGUGACUUUGUUACAAUCAUAGAGACUUUCUUCAAAGUCAGUGCGUGCUGCUCAAGAUGGAAUUCCAAAUCACAGUUGGAUGUGGCUGUGCUUUGAGUUAGUCAUAAGAAAUACUGCACCUUGUAGCUGAACACACAAAUCAUGGCAAGUUUUGUGUCAUAGUGACAUCCAUUACUCAUUACAUCAGUUAGUAAGCUAUUUUAUCUUCUACUCUAAACAAAGGAGGUAAUUCGUUUUGUGUAAGACUUUUUCCUGAAGUCUGUACACUAGCACAACAGAGUUCUGUGUUACUUACGUGGUAUGAAACUAUAUCUUAGCCUGGGUAUAGUCUUCACAACACAAGAGCCCAAGUAACAGCUGGGCACUGCCUCCUCAAUGUGUCCAGAUUUCUUUCCUUCUGGAUCUGGUAUGUUCGGUUUUUUGAACCCAGAUUUGUACUGUGUUACUGCUAUCAUUGCACCUCCUGGCCAGCUUUCUUGCCCCAAGAAUAUGUGACUUCAUAGGCAUCAUACAAAAAAUUGUCAUAGAAAAUGGGGCACUUAUUAAUAAGCAAGACGAAUAUUGUUUGCUUUUCUUGCAAUUACAAACUGGGUAUGGCAACUCAGAUGUUAUCAGGGUUAAACAAGUAAUUUUAUAGGUAACUUCUUUUUCUUUUAGUAUUUUUUUUCUCUUGUAGGUAAACUGGACCAGAUAAGUUCUUAUUUAUUGACCUCUCCAUAUGAUAGGUGAAUGAUGAGAGGAAACUAAGGUCUAUAAUAAUCAUUAUUCUAUGUAAGAAUGCAGAGUUAAAAUAACUAACUAUCUGCCUUUUUUCCAGAAGUACCUUGAACUUUAACAUGAUGUUAACAUGUCCACUUGUAUAUUUAAGCAAGUGUACUGUAGUUAAAAAACACACUUUUUUGUUUGUUUUAUAAAUCAUGUAUCCUUAAAAAGCACACUUCUGAAGGGUGAGAGAGAAGCGAGGCUGCUCUCUGAGAUUGUUCGGAAAGGUGGUCAGGUGUAAUAUUUUGUUUUUUAAAUCACUAAUUUAGAAUUUUUGGAAACCAGAUUUUUCUAAUUUAUGGGAACCAAAUAAACAUGUUGUGUCUUGUAGUAUUUAUAGAAUACAGAAACAGAAUACUUGCUGAAUUUUGAGGGAACCACAAAUCUUCCUCCACUUCCAUUAAGUCAAUAACAAUUACCUUCUUGCUGAACCUUUUUGAUAAAAAUUUCUAUUUAGCAAUUUGUAGAUACUUUUGAAAAAGGCUGCUUCUCCUGGACAAGUUAUGUAUUCAUGCUCUAAGCCUGGGUAAGUGCAUUAGUAUACAAUAAUCUGGGAAAGCUAAGGCAGCCAGGUGGAAUAUGACAUUCCUGGUUUCAGGUGUUUGGAUAAUGCCUGUAAGAGAGAGGGUGUCUAAACACAAGUCCACUGGUAAAAAGCUGCUUUAAAAGCAUCAAGCAGACUUGCUGCAGUGAUGGGAACUAGUUAUCACAUAAUCUGUUACAAACCUAGAAGGAAAAUUGGACGGAUAAAGGAAGAAUUUAUUAACUAAAGGGCCAGUUUGUAUCACUUUUUUCUUCCAUGCCUUUUUCUGUUUUGUUUUUUCCACUUUUGUUACAAUUUCCCUUUUAUAAUAAUGAAGUAAUGAAUGGUAGGAGGUCUCUAAUACGCAAACUGUAAAUUUAAAAAUCUCUCUAUUCUCUAGAAAAGUCAUGCCAGGAAAAGUAAUUUUAAUACUUAAUGUAUGCAGUUCAGAUAAUUUUCUAUGUCAAAGCAAAGGUUGACGUCUCUUUUCCUUUGCAGCAGCCUAACUUCUUCAAACAAAUUAAUGUGAUGGAGGAUCACCAACAUAAUGGCUUACCUACUUUAAGCAGAUCAGAAAAUAUUCCAAUAGUGUCAAUAACAAAGACUUUAAGCCAGAAUGUUGUUUAAAAACAUUCUGUUACUAAGAUUUUUCCAAAUUUGUGUAUUUACAUUUAUUUAUUGACCUUGAAAAAUAAAUAUGUCGAGCUAAGUGUUUGUUAUCUUAUUAUUUUCAGUGACAGUAUUGCCACUUUAAAUUCCUUUUUGAACAAAUCUAGCUGGAGCAGGCAUUGUGGCUCUUGAGUAUAUCUUUUUGCCUAAGAUACUUGUUCGUAUUAGAAGAAUUCAUGUAACAUUUCCAGUUUCAGACAGAUGUGCCUGAAACCUAAUACACUGUAGUUAGAGUAAUAUUGUCAUUUGAUCACAAAGGAAGAAGAGUUAAAUGUCAAUGCUCAUCAUGAAGUCUGAACUCCCAGAUAAUUCAGUUUCUCUUUCAAUAAAGCGGUAAAGGGUUUCAGGUUAUUUGAGAUGGCAGGCAUGCUAUUCAAACAGUUUUCUGUUAAUAUCCUUUUUUCUUUACAGGUCUUGAAGCUUUGGAAAAAAGGUAAAGAAUUCCUGAAAUCUAGGGCAUUGUUCCGCAUGAGUUGAGCUUGUUAGUAGCAAAGGUUAUGAGCAGAUGAGCUUUUUAAUAUCCAAAAUGAAAUACAUCUGGAAGCUUAAUUUAUACCCUACUGUGACUAACCUUCCAAAAGCAACUAUCACAGUUGCUAUCUAUGACAGCAUCUGAUGAUCAAAAAAACUGAACAGAAUUGCUUUUCUCUCUAAUAGUGAGCUUGGAAAACAAUAUUAUGAAAUAUUCAUGGAAUACCAGAAAGACUGUGUCUACUUCUGAAUAUUUACUUCAUUUGUCUCUUUUUUGAAGCUCAUAUUCUGGUAAAAGGGUACAGAUUUAUACUUUAAAUCUGUUUAUACAAUUUAGCAUGCACAUACUCCAAAUACCUACAUAAUAUAUAUGAAAGUGUCCAGAAAAGUAGAGUAGAACUUGUUUUCCACUAGAUAAAAGCUAGCAUAGAAAACAGAAUCAUAGAAUUUUUAUUGUUGCAUUGUAGUUGUGAAAUAAAAAAAGCUAAAUACAAGUAUUCUUAAAAUUAGCAAAAAAUUGAGCACUGCCAUAGCGAUAAAUGUUUUUCUAAAAGGCACUUUGUAAAUGCUCAAAUUUACCACUUUUCUUGUGACACUCACAUGGAAUCUGUGACCCAACAAAGCAGAUCCAAAGGAAGAUUGUAACACCAGAGGAUGAAAUUAGCAUUCCUGAAAAUUCACUUAAACACAAUGCAAAAAAUAUAUUUUGUAGCUAGCUAUCUAGGUAAUAUAAUAAAGUAUGUAUUCAGAUUGUCUUUAUAGAGCUCUUCUUGUGGAUCACAGGCACACAAGCUAAAAGUGAAGCAUAUGCUCUUCUGUAUACACUUGCAUUGGAUUGCCAGUCAAUCUCUACACUCGUUUGGUAUUUCACGUUAUUGUCAAAUGUUUCUUCAAACUUGUAUACAGAAGUUCUUGAAAAAAUUUUCCAGUAUGUAAUAAAAGGCAAUUUGAGUUCUUGAAAUUGAAUCUUUUGGUGUAUUCAGCAGGAAAUACUUGAGUAAAAGGUGAAGCUGACGUACUUUUAACUGAACCUUUCUUCUUUCCUGCUACAAUAGAUCUAUAACCCAAAGCCAGCUCACUGCUUAGAUCUGCUUUCUUACCAUUAGGAUGCUUAUCAUAGUCAAUUGCUGAAGUUUAUACAAAGUACAUCCUUAAAUACAACAUACUGAAUUAAGAGCUGUAUUUAUUUUAUAUAAAAGUAGACUUUUUUAAGGUUGUAACCUUAAACAGCAGGUGACUCAGGAAAUGCAAGUUAACUGAUGCAGUAUCCUCAUUAGAAAGCAUAUUAGAGAAAAGCAAAAAUAAUAAGCCUUAGUUCGGUUGCAAUAUAAUGCUCACAUUUUUUUUUCCAUCUAUACUAUGAUAACAAGACCUUGGUAACAAGAAAAGUCUGAAAGUGAAAAAUGUUAAUAUAGUCCAAUGAUAGCAAAUGUCACAUGCAAGAACUUGAACAUAUGCAUUUUAUCUUGUGAUUCAGUGCAGUUACUUUUUUUUUUAAGCAUAACUAGCAAUAGACUGUUAGCAGUGUUGUUUUGAGUGGGAAAAUUUGGUGAGAUGAAUGACACUCUCAUACAAAAUCAUUUACACAGAAGUCUAUUUGAUGUUAAUUUCCAUAGUGUUUCCGUAUAGAUCCUUCUUGUUCACAGCUUGUUCUUAUAGUUGUCCAGUAGGAAAGCAACGUAUUUAAGCUCAACUGUCACCUGCUCUGAUGGCAAAGAAGUGCCAUAGGGAAAUGCUGAGGAGGAAAGACAGGCUGGAACAUUAAAGUCCCUACACCACCUCUUGAGAUUGUUUAGGGAUUUGUCCUUAAUUUUGCUGUUAUUUUAGACAUAAAUAGCUGUAGCACAGCAUGCAGUGGCCAAAUCUUCUUACCUAGGUAAUGACCAGCAUGCUUAUUUCAUAGUGGGUUGGCAGUGUCUGUCCCUGUAUGCACUGUUCUUCAUUCUCAUAAUGCUUCUAGGUCAAGACUAGCUGUUCUGACCCUCUAAUAAAUCAGUAUUUUUAUUAAAUGUCAGUUGUCUACUGUUCAAUUUUGGUCAUUAUGUCAGCCCUAUCACUAUGAGUUCUCUUUACCUGGACAGUUAGCUCUAGAGAACUUGCUGAAACCUGAAAGUUCUUUACUGCCUCUGCAGUUCCUUUUCUAGUUUGUAGGAUGACUUGCGCUCAUGGAGAAGCUUCAUGUGCUGAAAUGAGCAAUUCCUUGUUUUUUGAGGUUAAGAACUUUAACUAUCAUCUAGUUAAUUAUCUUUAGAAGUCAAGAUCCCAUGUUUACCUCUACUUGACAGCAUAGAAAAAUUUUCAACAAAAUGUUGUUAGGUUUGGGAACAAUUCAGAUAAGUUUCAGUAUUCAAAUUAACUGCAAAGUUUGCUAGCUUAGUAUAAACAGUAUGCUUACAAAAUAAUUGUUUGUAACAACAUGAUGAAAAUCAAGGCAUCUAUUUCUCUAAAUGUAAUCUGUUGAUGAAACACGAAAUAAGGCACUACAAGUGCUUUCAUCACUAGUUGAGUCACACAUUUAAGGAAGCAGGUGGUGGUGGUGUGGCUAACAGACUUGCUGGGGCCAAAAGUGAGUGAAAUAUGAUUGUAUGAUAUAGUCAAACACGAAGCCAAAUACACAGAUCUUGGGGGUGG